Messenger RNA from Nematostella vectensis (starlet sea anemone), 2257 nucleotides. Its product is annotated as cytochrome c1. The record is from RefSeq and is a predicted model, not a curated record. Bases 306 to 1121 code for a protein of 271 amino acids. Lineage: Eukaryota; Metazoa; Cnidaria; Anthozoa; Actiniaria; Edwardsiidae. The transcript is spliced from 2 exons.
GACUUUAUCCGUUUUGAAGGUGACACUUAAACGACACUUUCAAUCCCAAGACAAAUAUCGUCCGGUUUAAAGCGACAGCGUCGCUUAGCAACGCGGAUAAACAGCUACAAACAGAAACGAGGUGGUUGUUACGUGUGUCAAAAGCAGGAAACGCCGCUUGUCAUAUAUAGUGUGUCACACGACCCCAAGAUCAAGGCAGCAACAUAACACAACACAGUAAGGAAGGCUCUAACGAAACGGCACAGCAAGUGAGCGAGAAAACAUCCGAUUGACAGAAUUGUAACGUGUUUUAUCUAAAAGUCGCCAUGGGUUGUAGUGCAAGUAACCAAGCGAAAACCACGGCUACACAACCAACGGUUCAGACGUCUUCAAUAGUGGCGCCUACAGUGGCUCCAAACAACAACACAACCACACAAUCCGCCAACCCUAAACCGGCGUCGAACGAGCAGGAGAUUCAACCCUUGGCUUCGUCCAGCACGCCAAAUGAACAGCCCAAACACGUUCCCACAAGCCAACCCCCGAACGAUAAAGCUGAUGGUGCAGGGUGUGAACAGGUUGAGCCUGAACCAAGAGAAGAGCCUGUAGGUGAGGAGGCAAAAGUUUCACAUCAGGAAACAAUAACUGAAGAACCUGCAAAGGAAGAGCCAGCAAAAGAGGAAGCUGCCUCACCAUCUGAUGAAACCACUACCGAUUCCCCCGGGGAUGCCUCUGCACCCACAGAGGAAGCACCCUCUAGAGAUGAGGCUGCUGCACCUAAACAGGAGGAGGAAGCCCCCAAGGAUGAGGCUGCAGCAUUCGAAGAAGUAGCAGCAGCCACAGAAAGUACAUCAGCAGCAACUGAGACUAAUGAUGCUAGUGCAGAGGUGAAUGAAACAGACAAGUCCGCAGAAGAUGCUUCUGAAGCAAAACCAGAGGAUGAUGCCGCAGAGGGUGCAGCAAUCCCUAGUGAGGAGACGGGAGCGGCAGAGAACAAACCCGAGUCUUCAGCAACAGAGGGUGGUGAUAAGCCUGAGGCAACAGCUGAAGUGACAAAAGAGGAAACCACAAAGGAGGGAAAUGAUGAGAGUGAAAAGCCUUCUGAGGACACACCAAAUACAGAGGAUAAUUCAGAAGACAGUUAGUAGAUGACUACCAAGUGUAGUUACUUUGAGCUCAAGGCUCACUCAAAGAUACAUGUCAUUGGGCAACCUCAAUCUAGUUUAUGGUAGAGAGAUAGGAGGUAAUCAACAUUGCCCCCUUUUACAUGCUAGGAUAGGAAAGAAAGACAUGCUGCAGGAUAGAUGGAAAAUCAUCAUGGUAAAAUGAUGUCACCUUUAUAUUGCUGCACAAAAUGACAUGAAAAAUUCAGGUAUAGAAUAGGUGUAGAAUCAAUUGCAUACAUAUCAUACUGUUGGACGAUUAAAUGAGAUAGAUAAAUAUUAUUUAGCCUGAUUGAAACUCUGCACCCAUUUUUUAUGCAAAAUAAGAUAGGGUCAGCAAUUAGAUAUUUAAGGAGGUCUUCAGAAAUGUUGAGUAAGAUAUUUUUUUUGGUCAUGGUUGUUUUUUAUCUUUUUGGGUUGCUAUAUAUAUAUAUAUAUAUUUGUAAUCUUGUAUUUGUAUUAGCUUUUUGUUGGAAUUCUACCACCUCUAAAAUAGUUAAUUGCCUGACCAUACAUAGCAAAUAAAGCUUCUCUUUGCUGUUUUAUCUGGAAGGACAAUUUGCAAUGUGGCUUUAAUAGUGUUUAUCAUGCACUAAACUCCUCAAUAAAAACCAAACUGUAAAAGAUAGCAACAUGGUAAAUGUUAAUUGCAAACCCAUACUUGUCUGUUUCAAAUUGGGUAUUAUUUAAUGUUAGUAAAAUAGUUGUAUUUAGUUUGAGAUAUUUCUAUAAAGAAAGCAAACUUCACAUCAGCUAUAAAAACAUACUGGAUAUGUUAGUUCUAGUGACAUAUUCAAUUCAAAGUUUUAGAAAGAGAUUCUAUAUUUUUAAAAUGGAAAAUAAAAAUGAUUUAUGAGGAAUUCAUUUCUGGAUUAAAAAGGAUUUAGGAUGAAAACAACAGGAAUUACUAUGUGAAAGUUUUAAGUGGGCUUAUAUACUUACAUGUUUCCUUAUGGACACAGUAAAUCAUGUAUCAUAAACAACAAUCAAGUGGGAAAUUAUAGCUUUCAAGUGAUCCAGUAGAAAGAUAGAAAAUCGAUUUUGCUGUAAAUAAAGUCUACUAAUUUUUGUAAUGUACAUAGCUUAUUAUCACAUCAAUAAAAGUGAUGGAACACAAA